Messenger RNA from Letharia columbiana, 873 nucleotides. RefSeq lists its product as uncharacterized. The coding region runs from base 1 to 873 and encodes 290 amino acids. NCBI's taxonomy places the organism in Eukaryota, Fungi, Ascomycota, Lecanoromycetes, Lecanorales, Parmeliaceae. The transcript has a single exon. Gene Ontology annotation, biological process: carbohydrate metabolic process. Gene Ontology annotation, molecular function: chitinase activity. Gene Ontology annotation, cellular component: extracellular region. The record is from RefSeq and is a predicted model, not a curated record.
AUGCCUCCCACCAACCAUCCACCGCACCAAGCACGCGUGGUUCUCUACCACCAAACCCACUACCACCGAAACAAUUUCGUCUCCCUUUUACCCCUCCUCACGGAAGCCGCUGAUCUCGUUCCCAUUACCCAUCUGAUUAUCGCGGCCAUCCACCUCAAUGAUCCUCCCGGCCACAUCCACCUCAAUGAUGACCCGCCCGACUCUUCUAAAUAUGACAGCUUGUGGGAAGAAGUCGCCAUUAUGCAAGACAUCGGCGUCAAAGUCCUCGGCAUGCUGGGCGGGGCAGCACCAGGUAGCUUCCAACGGCUAGAUAAGAGCGAUGGAGAGUUCGAAGCGUACUAUAUCCCCCUGCGGAACAUGAUACGGCAGCAUAAUCUCGAUGGGCUGGAUCUGGACGUCGAGGAGGCGAUGUCUCUGAAUGGUAUCAUACGGCUCAUCGACCGUCUGAAAGCUGACUUCGGGCCUGGCUUCCUCGUCACUCUCGCCCCUGUGGCUACAGCACUCCAAGGCCGUCCCCACCUCUCCGGGUUCGAUUACGAAGCGCUGGAGGUCAUGCGUGGGAGCAGUAUAGCAUGGUACAACACGCAAUUUUACAACAAUUGGGGUCGCCUCGAGUCCUUCAUCGACUACGAUGCCAUUCUGAGGCAAGGGUGGAGACCGGAGAAGGUGGUGGUGGGUGUGCUGACGAGUCCUGGCAAUGGGAAUGGCUUUGUUGAUACUGAGGUAUUCAAAAGGACCGUGACAGCGAUGAGUCAGUUCUACAGAGGGUUCGGGGGGGUGAUGGGGUGGGAAUAUUUUAACAGCCUGCCUGGGGGUGAAGGGAGGCCAUGGGUGUGGGCGGUGGGGAUGAUGGCAAGUGUGAGAAGUUGUUGA